This is a messenger RNA of Petromyzon marinus (sea lamprey), 2807 nucleotides long. RefSeq names its product putative oxidoreductase YteT. The record is from RefSeq and is a predicted model, not a curated record. Gene Ontology annotation, molecular function: nucleotide binding. NCBI's taxonomy places the organism in Eukaryota, Metazoa, Chordata, Hyperoartia, Petromyzontiformes, Petromyzontidae.
CCCCACCCCCCACCCGUUGUUUCCUUUAACCCGCGCCGCCACGCUCAGCGCGGCAAGGUUCGAGCGGUCCCCGCCAGUGAUCGCCUCCCCCCCUCCCCGGCCGUCUGCAGCGUGGCGAGCGAUCGUGGCGUGCGCGUGCCUGUCGCGUGCCUGCGCGCGCCUCGCCAUGUCGGGCGCGGCGGCUCCGAGCGCCGAUCGCUGCGCCGAUGACGCCGAAUCUCGACGGCUCAAGAUCCCGGAUGCAGCAGAUGGCGAGGCUGUGCCCGUGACGGUCCUCGUGAUCGGAGGAGGAAGCCGGGGGCGUGGAUACGGUUUCUUCGCCUUGGACUUUCCAAAGCGCAUGAAGGUGGUCGGCAUUGCGGACCCACGACUCUUCGCAAGAACGCAGUUCCAGAGGGAGCAUGGCUUGGAGAAGAGCAGCGUGUUCACUGACUGGAGGGAGGCGGCGGAGCUGGCGAGAUUUGCCGACGCCGUUUUCAUCUGCACGCCGGAUCGCCUGCACAAGGACCCGGCCGUCGCCUUCGCAGCAAAGGGCUACCACGUUCUGCUGGAGAAGCCCAUGGCGGUGAGCGAGGGUGACUGCGAGGCGAUCGUGGCGGCGUGCCGGCACGCGGACGUCAUGCUCUCCGUGUGCCACGUGCUGCGCUACUUCCCUCCCGUGCAGAAAAUCAAGGAGUUGUUGGAUAAAGGAGUCAUAGGCGACGUGGUGCACAUUCAGCACCUGGAGCCCGUCGGCCACUUCCACUUUGCUCACUCGUUCGUGCGCGGCAACUGGAGGAGGGAGGACGAGAGCUCCUUCUCGCUCCUCGCCAAGUCCUGCCACGACCUGGACCUCAUCCUCUACUGGCUCGAGGGGAAGAGGUGCCUCAAGGUGUCGUCGUUCGGCGCCCUCUGCCACUUCACCAAGGAGCACCAGCCGCCAGGGGCGUCGUCCCGCUGCGUCGACUGCGCCCUGAGCGACGGCUGCGCGUACUCGGCCACCAAGUACCUGGCCAUGGCCAUGGGGGGCCACGUGGGGUGGCCCGUGAGCGUCGUCUGCCCGGACAGCAAGGCCAGCGUGGAGGCCGUGCGGGACGCCCUGCGCUCGGGCCCCUACGGACGCUGCGUCUACGAGAGCGACAACGACGUCGCCUCCAACCAGGUGGUGACCAUGGAGUUCGAGGGUGGCACCACUGCCAGCUUCUCCAUGGUGGCGUUCACGGAGAAGUUGUGCGUGAGGAAGACCACCAUCUACGGCACCAAGGGGGAGCUGCACUGCGAGGGCGAGGGCCCCGUGCGGGUCCACGACUUCCUCUCGGCGUCGUCCGCUCACCACCACGCGGCGAGCGUCGUCGCGACCACGAGGCUGUGCGGCCACGGCGGAGCCGACUUCUUCCUCGUCGACGCCUUCAUCUCCGCCGUCGCCAAGAAGGAGCCGUCGCUCAUCCUGACGGGGCCCGGGGAGACGCUGAGGAGCCACCUGCUGGUGUUUGCGGCGGAGCGAGCGCGGCAUGAAAACCGCGUCGUCGUCCUAGGCAACGACUACAAUUUCACAUCCAGGUGGUCAAGCCAGCAGAUAACCGCGUCAGGAGCAGCGGCGGCGGGGAGUGUCACCGAUGUGACGAUGUCUCCUCCUUCGUAUUUGUGGAUCGGGCAAAUGAUCCCCUUCUAGUACCCAACUGGUGCAACUGAGACGCUAUCAGCGAUGGACGUACGCGGCUUGCGGGCCGUGUCGACGCGUUCGGCCUCGUGUGGUCGCGGCCCGUGUGGAGCGAGGCGGUUUGGUUGUACUCCCCAGCCAACCCUGUGGCACGAAGUGAGGUCAAUAUACGGGGGCGAUUCUCGUUUCUCUCGGCGAAUCCUCGUAGAGCCAGCGGAGGACGUUUCCCGCAUUCCCAUGGUAAAGACCUGUCUGUUCAUGGUGUCGAUCGCUUUUGACUUUCCAAAGGAGAUGUACUCCCGUAUAGUGGCAGUGAAGAUUAAAUAAUGUUCACUGCCAUUAUCUUGCUUCUGAAAGUGCUUUACUGUGCAUAGACAGGGUGGUCCAGAUGCCUUGUGACCCCAAAUUAAUUGACCCAUAACAUUUUUUUGCCUUCGCAUAUUAAUUUCUAUAUUUCUGUUUUAAAUAAACCUUACUUUUAAAAACAUUAAGUUUUAUAGAAUUGGAUUGGGGGGGGGGGGAGGGUGUCACAAUACAUCUGGACCACGCUGUAGCUAAUCACUUGGUGUUCGACCAGGGAGAUGUUUUUGUUGUGGUGUUCAGAAUCGAUGGCUUCAGAUCAAGUCCAAGUAUCUAUCUCCACGCUCAACCGAGUAUGACAUCUCCAUUCGUGGCGGAAAUGCCCACGUUCCCAUGGCAGGGGGCGAGUCGUGUCCACUGAACAUCCACCUUUCAUCUCUCCCACAAGUGGUGCAGAGUGGACCCGCGACUGACCUUUGAAUUGAUGACCUUUGAAUUGAUGACCUUCCAGUCGUGGGGCCGGCAGCACCGGUCAAUAACGUGGGAGCGCGCCCCUUGAAUGUGCUUCUAGUACCAAAUGAUGUCGAGUCUUAAAAAACAAACAACGGGGGGAUGCUUUGGGUUCAAUCGGAAAUAAAACUUGCAAUAAAUAUGGGGGGGGGGGGGGGUGGAGAUUUUCUUGACGGUUAAUUUUGAUGUAGCCUUGAUUCUACUGCCGUUCAAAACGUGGUCGUCAGGAACAUGCGACGCGUUCACUAUUUUCACAGGGGAAUCUGGGUGGUGGUGGUGGCGGUGUUAAUAUUGAGAUUGUCAUUCACGUUUGUACGGUUUGUCUUGGGGGUGGGGAUAAAGGUGGUUGUGGAAAUUG